This is a messenger RNA of Mytilus trossulus (common blue mussel), 1983 nucleotides long. RefSeq lists its product as uncharacterized. The record is from RefSeq and is a predicted model, not a curated record. The transcript has 8 exons. The coding region runs from base 20 to 1027 and encodes 335 amino acids. Gene Ontology annotation, molecular function: scavenger receptor activity. Lineage: Eukaryota; Metazoa; Mollusca; Bivalvia; Mytilida; Mytilidae.
UCCUCAUUUGGGUCAAAAUAUGAAAUUAAUAUUGCAAAAUUUAAAAAUGACAAUUAACCUUAGUGUAUUUAUGUUAAUACCGAUUUCAUUUGGAUUAAUUUUCAGUAAUGCUGUUUCGUCACUAUGCCCUUUAGGCAAAACAUUUGUAGAUGGAUCAUGUGAAAAUUGCCCAUCUGGGUACUUUGGAAGAGGCUGUGUUCGAAAAUGUGAUGGAAUUAAUUAUGGCAUGUCAUGCUCAAACAAGUGCAAUUGUUCUGACAAUGAAACAUGUGAUCAUGUAUUAGGAUGCGUAAUCAAUCUAACUACUGUUAAGAAAGAAGAAACGACAGUAAAGUUGGAAAUCAGCACAAUCCCAAGCAUAAAUGUAACAGUUUAUACUAGUACUGAUAAGAAACUGGACGCAGGAAUAACAACUUCAACAAGCGAAAUCCGUGGUGACACUUCUUCUAAUUCUUCUAGUUGGAGUAUCUGGUUGUACAUUAUCCUUUCAACGGGACUGGUGGUAAUGGUGCUGUCCAUAUCAAAGUUGAGGGAAAAAGUAACUCACUGCCUCAAGCCUUCUUUACAAGUAAGAAUCUUAGGGGUUAAUAUGCCUAUUAAUCGCACAGAAGUUAACACGAUCUCUACUGGAAUAGAUAUAGUACAAGAAGAUAUAAAUGUUGCGGAAGAUGAUGAUAUGUAUUGCGAAAUUCGUGAAUCUCAGAUGGUGAGGGAAAUACAACCAGUUCGCCAAAUGAACAUCAUAAACAACACGAAAGCAAGAAAUCCUAGACGGGACAGUCUCGCAUACAGCAAUGUUUACCAUCAUCUUGAUUUUUCUACAUCAGUUCCAAAUUUGGAUAUUUUUUUUGACAGUGAAUAUUCUCAUACUGAUUGCAGUAAAAGUUUAACAAAUUUAAAGCGAAGUGAACGUGCACGUUUGAGCACUAUUGAUGAUAGGCUUGAGUUGCCAGAACAAGAAAUCGAAAGCAAUGUGUAUGGACAUGUUUGGGUUAGUGAUACUUUCAAAGACGACAUUACUAAAUAACUUCAGGUGGUAAUAAUUCAAAGGUUUUAAAAUGAAGUAUAUUAAACUUUUUGUUGAGGCAUUUCCACAGGCACUUGUUUCUGUCAAUAUGGGGUUUUCUAUCCAUACCCGUACGAGAAAUCACAAGGUAGCUAACGGACAUUUUCAAUGUGUUCGCUUCAAACCAAUAUUUUGUUACUUUCCCUUGCCUCUCUCACGAAUAAACAUACACCAGUCUGUCGAUAAAUGAUUUUUAUCUUUACACUAAAACAACGUUCACGUACCUUGAGAAUACCACUCAAACAGUAUUACACACUUAAGAUGAUAAUUAUCGACCUUUUUUUAGACAUUUUUACUCCUUUGAACUAUGAACAUCAUAAAUAUUUAUUUUGUAAAAAAUAUUUCCAUUCUCCAUUUAAACUAUAUACCUAAUCGCAAAAUCAUUUUCAUCUCCUGUGUAUAAUAUUAUAAAUGUCGGUAUUUUGGUCAAUGUUAUUGCUGUAUUCCUAAUUCGUUGAAUAUUUCACAGCGGAAUUUUACUGUUACUUUAAUUAUUCAUACCUUAUUUUAUUGAUUUGUAUUUACAUUGAAUUAUAGAUCAAAAUUAUUCGUUUAGUGUAUGUUCACUUGUGGUAAUAUGUCUUAGGAUUAAGUGUAGCCAUUUCAAUUGAUAUUUUAUAGUGUGUCUUUCUAUGUUGUGAUGGUACACUAUUGUUUUAGAUACGGAUGAAUGUUUGAUACCAUUAAAACCUUUAAAUCAGCUGCGAUUGUUUGCACCUGUCUUAAGUUAGCAUAAUACAAAGAUGUUUUUCACUCCCAAUCAGACAACUUUAAACUGGUGUAAUUCAUUUCAUCCUUCUUUAUAUUUUAUAAAUGAGGUAUCAACAGAAAGAAGAAAGAUUAAUCUUUCAAAUUGUGAUAAUUUGAUUAUGACAUAAUUAUUACAUAAUAAAUUAUUAUGUAACUAGUUGCUAUAU